AAAAUUCAAAAGGGUGAACACGAGCGAGUGACAGUCAACUUUUCUCAUCAAUGUGGCGCCGGCAGUGAUUAAAUGAUAAAUUGGAUGUAUCCGUGAGCGGAGAUUUUAGUAUAGAACACGAGUUAGAACGUUCGUUUUUCUAAGUAGAGAGAGAGAGUAAACCCAAAUACUAAUACCUUAGAGGUUUUGUGCACGUUGACGCAUUCAACGAACUUCGUUAAUCUAUUCGAAUGAUGAUGACAGUGUACUGACUGUUUCACCGAUUCGGAAGCUAUGGCGAACAUCGCGGCAUUGAGAAUCCAACGCGAAUUUAAAGAGGUUAUAAGAAGCGAGGAGGUUGCAAAAUGUGCAAUCAAAGUUGAAUUGGUAAAUGAUAGUUUUACUGAACUAAAAGGUGAGAUAGCAGGCCCGCCAGAUACACCAUAUGAGGGAGGUAAUUUUGUGCUCGAGAUUAAAGUUCCCGAGACAUAUCCCUUCAAUCCUCCUAAAGUACGAUUCAUAACAAAAAUAUGGCACCCUAAUAUAUCUUCCGUAACAGGUGCUAUAUGUUUAGAUAUAUUGAAAGACCAGUGGGCUGCUGCUAUGACUUUACGUACGGUACUGCUAUCAUUACAAGCUUUACUAUCUGCAGCAGAACCAGAUGAUCCACAAGACGCUGUAGUGGCUAGGCAAUAUAAAGAACAUCCAGAAAUGUUUCGUCAAACUGCCAAACAUUGGACAUAUGUAUAUGCAGGUGGACCAGCAAAGAUGCCUGAUUUAGAUGAUAAAAUAAGGCGACUAACAGAUAUGGGUAUUGAGGAACAUAAUGCAAGAGUUGCUUUAUCUUCAUACAAUUGGGAUUUGGAACGUGCCACUGAGCAGCUCUUCAGUUAGUGAUAACUGUAUAGUUAAUCUGUCAUAUAAAAGCACUGCUCAUUUUGUCAUUACAAAACUUCUGUAACACCAUGCCCAAUUACUGAUACCAUAGCAGUUUCAUAAUCAAAUUCAGCACCUGUAACGACAAUAUUUCAAUGGCAAAAAAAUUCACAGGAAAUUCAUUUCAAUAACCUUAAACAAUACUCAUUUAUUUAACGUGUAAAAUAGGCAUGAAGAAACAGUAAUUAAUAAAAUCUAUUAAGUCCAACUUAAUAGCACAUUUAAAAAAAACUGUAUGAAAAGUAUGUCAUUCUUCAUCUUACGUUUAUUAAAAGUUUAAAAAUGUUAUUUAA
Bombus pascuorum is the source of this 1208-nucleotide messenger RNA. RefSeq names its product ubiquitin-conjugating enzyme E2-22 kDa (gene Ubc4). Gene Ontology annotation, molecular function: protein binding; ubiquitin conjugating enzyme activity. Bases 274 to 873 code for a protein of 199 amino acids. Gene Ontology annotation, cellular component: nucleus. The record is from RefSeq and is a predicted model, not a curated record. The transcript is spliced from 5 exons. NCBI's taxonomy places the organism in Eukaryota, Metazoa, Arthropoda, Insecta, Hymenoptera, Apidae. Gene Ontology annotation, biological process: proteasome-mediated ubiquitin-dependent protein catabolic process; protein polyubiquitination.